AUGUCGACAUACGACUGUAUCGUUGUUGGAGGUGGCUACUCGGGACUCGCUGCUGCGAAAGAGCUCAAAGAAGCGGGCAAGUCAGUGCUCGUUCUCGAGGCGAGAGACCGUGUCGGAGGUCGCGCGAAGACGGUCCACGAAGCAGAUGGCACCUAUUGGGACUGUGGUGCAGCGUUCGUUGGAGACGGCCAAAACCUCAUGUACGGACUGGCCAAGGAGUAUGGCAUCGACGUCUUUGAGCUUCCACUCGAAGGUCAGAUCAUGUCCGUCCGCAAAAACACAUCGAAAGGCUAUAAAGGUCUCGUUCCACCGCUCAAGCUGUGGGAAGCUCUUGACACCUACCUGGCUAUCCGCAAAUUCGAGAAGCUCUGCGAAUCGGUCAAUGUCGAAGAGCCGUGGAGGACACCCAAUGCGGAUGAGCUAGACGUCAUGUCGCUCGAGGCCUGGCUCAAAAGGACAUGCUGGACCCGGGUAGGCAAAGCGGGCAUUUCACUCAUCUUUGAGGCCCUCUGGGGUUCAGGUGUCUCGGCGGCCUCUGUCCUCCACGCAGCUUUCUACUGCAAGGCCGGCGGCUCACUCACAAGUCUUUCGAUUGUCAAAGGCGGCGCGCAAAACCACAUGUUUGUUGGAGGCGGGCAGGCUAUUGCAAACAAGAUUUGCGAGGGCUUGACGAGCGAGACAGUACACUUAUCCGAGCCGGUCGUCUCAGUCAAAACAAGCGAAGUCCAUGUCGAGGUCAUAACAACAAAGACGACUUACAUAACAUCGAAGAUCAUCCUGGCUGUCCCGCCACCACUUCUGCAAAAAAUUGUCUUCUCGCCAAGCCUGCCGCCAGAGAAGGAGCUAUUACUUCACAACCUGCCCAUGGGUCUGUACAUCAAGGCCAUGGUAACAUACCCCCGCCGCUUCUGGGCCGAGAACGACAUGUGCGGCGAGAGCACGAGUUACGACGGCUACUGUAGUGUAACAUACGAUGCGACGCCACCCAGUGGCAACCCACCCAAGAUCCAAGCCUUCAUUGUCGGUACCAAGGCGAGGCGCUUCCUUGGACUCGACAACAACGAACGCCGGCGGGUCGUCCUCGAAGAGCUGUGCGUUGCGUUUGGAUCCGAAGCCGGCGAGCCCUCCAAGUUCCUAAUCCACACGAUGAUGGAGGAGGAGUGGUCUAUGGGAUGCCCGGUAGCUACACCAACACCAGGGACAUGGACGACACUGGGCCCUUGGAUGCGAAAACCGAUCGGCAGGCUGCACUGGGCGGGUACCGAGACGGCCACGCAUUUCGUAGGAUACAUGGAGGGAGCCGUGUCCGCAGGCCAACGGGCUGCGAGGGAGGUCUUGCAGGGCCUGGACAAGGAGAUAUAA
Molecule: messenger RNA, 1362 nt
Organism: Microdochium trichocladiopsis
Lineage: Eukaryota; Fungi; Ascomycota; Sordariomycetes; Xylariales; Microdochiaceae
Product: flavin-containing amine oxidoreductase
Exons: 1
Coding region: 1-1362 (453 amino acids)
Molecular function (GO): oxidoreductase activity
Source: RefSeq, a predicted model, not a curated record